This is a messenger RNA of Pelodiscus sinensis (Chinese soft-shelled turtle), 1052 nucleotides long. NCBI's taxonomy places the organism in Eukaryota, Metazoa, Chordata, Testudines, Trionychidae. The record is from RefSeq and is a predicted model, not a curated record.
AAAUCUGAUGGAUGACUUUGGCUUUUGAUGACUAAAAAAAUAGUCUGUACAGCACGUGCAUAUGCAUUAACUAGCAGUUUCAGGAACUAGGAUGGAAAUAAUGACUGGCAGGUUUGACCAAAUAUUGAAGGACACAGCAAAAGCAAGUGACAUGAAACUUCAAAUAGAGUCUUCACUUUUUUAAAAUUAAGCAUAAAAAAUCCCAGUGAAAACCUCCCCGCUGAACCAUGACUGAUCAAAGGUGGAACAGGCUCAACUGCAUCAAAGGAGCAUUCAGUGUCCUUAGCACCAGCGGUGGCAUGAAGCUGAGACAGAGAAGCGCACCACUUCGUCAUAAGUUUUUAGAUCCUUAUCAUGGUUAUUCAGAAGAUACAUCAGCUCAGUCAGAUGGUAGUUUGAAUCUCAUUAACAACAUACAUUGUAGAAGAGUUAACCAUUGGCUCACACACAAAAUGCCAGAGGUGAUAGCCUUGGAAGACAUCUUCCCUCCAGAAGACCAAGAGUUCCUCCAUACAUCAUCAAACUGGGUCUUCCCAGCAACAGAAAACCACAGUGAUGUUUCUAUGGAAACAAUAAUUGAUUUUAAAAUGCCAGUGGCUACAAUCAGUGAAGACAUAGGGGAUUUUCCAAUAAGAUGUGUGAGACCAUUUGAACUAUAUAGGAACUCUGAAGUAAUUGCUGAUUCAAUAUGGCUGACCCCUGACCAUUCCUUACUUAUGGAUAUUGAUCCAUCAAAAUCCAUGGGAUACCCAGAAAGCCCAGCAGCUGCAUUGCAACAGCCUAUGCUUACGGAAUGUGAGGGUGACGUUACCAUGUGUGAGCAACCAAUCCUCAAGAGCAAACAAGUAUUUCCAAUUCUGGAGUGUGUUGGGGGAAAAUUAAGAGAAAAACUGUCUUUCCCAUACUGCUGGGUAGGAUUACAGAUCCUCUGGCAGAUCGGAAGGAAAAGGGAUCAGGAUUUAAGUGCUCUUGCCCUGCUGUAUUUCCACUUAGAUCCCCAUGGGAGAUGUUGGUUGGCUUCAGUGACGGACAUUCUCCUUGAUGGUGCUUGA